Pteronotus mesoamericanus is the source of this 1485-nucleotide messenger RNA. RefSeq names its product src-related kinase lacking C-terminal regulatory tyrosine and N-terminal myristylation sites (gene SRMS). Gene Ontology annotation, molecular function: ATP binding; protein binding; protein tyrosine kinase activity. Gene Ontology annotation, biological process: protein phosphorylation. The record is from RefSeq and is a predicted model, not a curated record. NCBI's taxonomy places the organism in Eukaryota, Metazoa, Chordata, Mammalia, Chiroptera, Mormoopidae. Bases 1 to 1485 code for a protein of 494 amino acids. The transcript has 8 exons.
AUGGAGCCCUUCCUCCGGAAGCGGCUGGCCUUCCUGAGCUUCCUCUGGGACAAGAUCUGGCCGGCGGGCACCCCGGACCACGGCCUCCCCGACUUCCCGGACCCUGAAGCCCACGCCGAGUGGGAGUCCCCGGCCACUGACCCCUGCACGCCCCCCGCACCGGGGCAGCUCUUCCGGGUGCUGUACGACUUCACCGCACGGUGCGCGGACGAGCUGAGUGUCAGCCGCGGGGACAGGCUCUGUGCCCUCAAGGAGGAGGGCGACUACAUCUUUGCCCGGAGGCUCUCUGGCCGGCCCAGUGUGGGGCUGGUGCCCCUCGCCUACGUGGCCAAGGCCACCCCCGAGACGCCCUCAGACCAGCCCUGGUACUUCAGCGGCCUCAGCCGCACCGAGGCCCAGCAGCUGCUGCUGUCCCCAGCCAGUGCCCCGGGCGCCUUCCUCGUCCGGCCGAGCGAGAGCAGCCAGGGUGACUACUCGCUGUCAGUCCGGGCCCACGCCAGAGUCCGCCACUACCGCAUCUCCACGGCGGCCGACGGCAGCGUCUACCUGCAGAGGGGCCGCCUCUUCCCCAGCCUGGAGGAGCUGCUCGCCCACUAUGCGGCCCGCUGGAAGCUGACCCAGCACCCGCUGCUGCGGCCCUGUGCGCCCCAGACGCCCCCGGAGCAGGACGAGUGGGAGCGGCCGCGCUCCGAGUUCGCCCUGCGCAGGAAGCUGGGCGAAGGCUACUUCGGGGAGGUGUGGGAAGGCCUGUGGCUGGGCUCGGUGCCCGUGGCCGUCAAGGUCAUCAAGUCAGCCGACAUGAAGCUCGCCGACCUCGCCACGGAGAUCCAGACGCUCAAGAGCCUGCGGCACGCGCGGCUCAUCCAGCUGCACGCCGUGUGCUCCGCCGGCGAGCCGGUGUACAUCGUCACCGAGCUCAUGCGCAAGGGCAACCUGCAGGCCUUCCUGGGCAGCCCCGAGGGCCGAGCCUUGAGCCCGCCGGUCCUGCUGGGUUUCGCCUGCCAGGUGGCCGAGGGCAUGAGCUACCUGGAGGAGCGGCGCAUCGUGCACCGGGACCUGGCGGCCAGGAACGUGCUCGUGGGCGACGGCCUGGCCUGCAAGGUGGCCGACUUCGGCUUGGCCCGUCUGCUCAAGGACGACGUGUACUCACUGAGCCGUGGCUCCAAGAUCCCGGUCAAGUGGACGGCGCCCGAGGCCGCCAACUACCGCGUCUUCUCCCAGAAGUCGGACGUCUGGUCCUUCGGGGUGCUGCUCUACGAGGUGUUCACCUACGGCCAGUGUCCCUACGAAGGAAUGAGCAACCACGAGACGCUGCAGCAGAUCGCGCGAGGGUACCGGCUGCCGCGCCCGGCCGCCUGCCCGGCCGAGGCCUACGCGCUCAUGCGGGCCUGCUGGGAGGCCAGCCCCGAGGGGCGGCCCGCCUUCGCCGCGCUGCAGGAGGAGCUGGGCGCCAUCCACCGGCGCCUCCACCCCGCCCUCACGUGA